Molecule: messenger RNA, 2007 nt
Organism: Neurospora tetraspora
Lineage: Eukaryota; Fungi; Ascomycota; Sordariomycetes; Sordariales; Sordariaceae
Exons: 3
Coding region: 300-1808 (502 amino acids)
Molecular function (GO): oxidoreductase activity; FAD binding
Source: RefSeq, a predicted model, not a curated record
CCCGGGGGGCUUGAUGCCGUGUUCCCGCAUUAUCACCCCCGCAAUUCAAUAUCCCCAGGCGUGGAAGUUGGAAGGGACUGGUGUCAGUUCCAUUUCCUGAAGUCUCGUGGGUGCCACAACGGGAAAAAGCAGAAACAGCUCCGGUAGGUCAAUGCCCUUCAUGACCAGUUCGACACAAUGAGGCUGUGACCAAGCUAUAUCAAGUCUACGGGACUGCCCUCCGUCCUUUUCCAGGCUCCAGACCUGGUCGUCCCAUCCCACUGAACAGGAUUCCGCCCGGAUCCAGUACAUCGUCUACCAUGUGGCUCCCCCUCAUCCUCCUUACUGCCACGGCAGCUCCCAUCCUCGCCAACCCACUAACCUCUCCUCUCAACAAACGCGCCGCCAUCGACGACUGCCUCAAAUCCGCCGGCGUCCCGGCUGAUGCGCAAGGCUCAUCUGAUUGGCGCGCCGACGUCAAUCCCUUCAACCAGCGUCUUCCCUACACGCCGGUAGCUAUUGCCGUCCCCACCACCGUCGAACACAUCCGAGGCGCCGUCUCUUGUGCCGCAAAGCUGGGAAUCAAAGUCACCCCCAAGUCAGGAGGGCACAGUUAUGCCUCGUUUGGUCUGGGCGGAGAGAACGGGCAUCUGGUCGUGGAGUUGGAUCGCAUGUCGAAGGUGACGCUGGAUAAGACGACAAAUAUCGCAGAUGUUCAAGCGGGAGCGAGACUGGGGCAUGUGGCGACGGAGCUGUAUAAACAGGGCAAGAGGGGUUUCUCGCAUGGGACUUGUCCUGGAGUCGGAGUAGGAGGCCACUCCCUCCACGGCGGCUUCGGCUUCUCUUCGCACACCUACGGUCUUGCAGUAGACUGGAUCGCCGCCGCCACCGUCGUUCUGGCCAACAGCACCGUGGUAACCGCCUCGCCCACCGAGAACCCGGACCUCUUCUGGGCUUUGCGCGGCGCCGGGUCCAACUUUGGCAUUGUGGCUUCCUUCAAGUUCAACACCUUCGCUGCGCCCUCGCAAGUGACGGCGUUCCAGAUUAACUUGCCCUGGAACUCAGCGUCGUCGAUCGCAUCCGGCUGGGGGAAACUCCAGGAUUGGUUAGCGGCGGGCAAUAUGCCCAAGGAGAUGAACAUGAGGGUCUUCGGCUCGCCAAGUCAGACGCAACUGCAGGGCUUGUACCAUGGCAGUAGCUCGGCGCUGAGGACGGCUGUGCAGCCGUUGCUGAGCACUCUGGGAGCGAGCUUGAGCAAUGCACAGCAGUACGAUUGGCUGGGGGCGUUUACUUACUAUACCUACGGCGGUACGGUCGAUGUUACGCAUCCUUAUAAUACCGUCGAAACCUUCUACUCCAAAUCCCUCGUCACCACCGCCCUCCCCUCCGCUGCUCUGAACUCCGUCGCCAACUACUGGAUCAACACCGCCAAGCGUGUCUCGCGCGACUGGUUCAUCAUCAUCGACAUGCACGGCGGUCCCAAGUCAGCCAUCACCUCUUCCACCACCAACUCGGCCAACUACACCAGCUCCUACGCCUACCGCGCCCCUGAAUACCUCUUCCUUUACGAACUCUACGACCGCGUAAACUAUGGCAGCUAUCCCAGCAAUGGAUUCAGCUUCCUGGAUGGAUGGGUCAAGAGCUUCACGGAUAAUAUGAAGCAGGAGCAGUGGGGGAUGUAUAUCAACUAUGCGGAUCCGACGAUGAAGAGGGCGGAGGCGGUGGGCAAUUAUUAUCGUGGUAGCCUUAGCAGGCUGCAGCAGAUGAAGGCGCAGUAUGAUCCGAACGAGGUUUUUUACUACCCGCAGAGCGUUGAGCCAAGGAAGUAAGCUGGGACAGGAAGUAAGCUGGGACGCGAAGAUGGGAGGGGAAUACAGGAGAGGGAGGGAGGAUAUAGGUUUGUGGGAGAGUAUCGGCGCAGGGUGACGGAGUGAAUGGGGUAAAGGGAUCUCUGUUGAGUCCUUGAGCUAGUGGGCGUGUAUAGCAGGCAAGUGCAGCGUCAAAGAAAGAUCCUUCACAAUUGCCCAU